AUGCAUUUUAGCAAUCCGUUCCGAGCGACUCUGCUCAUAGCAGCAGGAAUUCAAGGGGUUUAUUCACAACAGACUGCUUGGGGCCAGUACUAUUCCCAAUGUCUGCCAGGCACCGCAUCAUCCUCGACCGGUGCAACGACACCUGGCACAAUAGCUCCAGGCACGCCGACGACCACAGUCUCCGCAACUACUACUGGUGUAGCCUCGUACCCCGGAUCGACUCUCCAAAGUGGCUAUUAUUGGGUUCGCGCCGUUGAAUCUCCGAAUUUCCAUUCUUACCUCCAAGCCUCAUCAACUGCCAAACCUGGCACCGCACUCCUAGCCGACAGAUCCACCGCCGGCCAAUAUCAAAUCGUAUCCGGCCAACUAGUCGAGUUAAUCGCACCUAAUAAUUUCCUCUACGCCAACGUCCAGCCACCUGCCAAUUCCUCCGCCGUGAAACUCUCCAUGACAUUUAAUACCACCCAAAACACGUUCGGUACAUUUGCAUUUAGUGGAGAUGCAGUGACGUGGAGUGUGGCUAGCAUUAGUCGACCGAAUUUGAGUGCAUGGUUGGUUUGUGGUGCCCAAGAGUUGUGGAUCAAUUUGGGGAGCUAUGCGUAUUUGACGCCGGCGGGAUGUGUGGAUGAGACGAUUCAUUAUUUUAAUGGAGCGACUGUAGAUUAA
This is a messenger RNA of Sclerotinia borealis F-4128, 666 nucleotides long. NCBI's taxonomy places the organism in Eukaryota, Fungi, Ascomycota, Leotiomycetes, Helotiales, Sclerotiniaceae. The record is from the annotation of a GenBank genome assembly.